Perognathus longimembris pacificus (Pacific pocket mouse) is the source of this 354-nucleotide messenger RNA. Its product is annotated as type II inositol 3,4-bisphosphate 4-phosphatase-like. Gene Ontology annotation, molecular function: phosphatidylinositol-3,4-bisphosphate 4-phosphatase activity. Bases 49 to 354 code for a protein of 101 amino acids. Gene Ontology annotation, cellular component: cytoplasm. The transcript has 5 exons. The record is from RefSeq and is a predicted model, not a curated record. NCBI's taxonomy places the organism in Eukaryota, Metazoa, Chordata, Mammalia, Rodentia, Heteromyidae.
GCCCAGGCCAACGACCCCAGGGACACGCAGUUCACCAGCAUUCAGAAGAUGCCGAAUGAGCCACAGCUGGAAUUCAUCCUUGCAUGCAAGGAUCUCGAGGCUCCCGGCCGCCAUCGGAAGCUGAGCACCGCGGUGCAGAUCUCAGUCAUCCAGCCCGGGGAGGAGAGCGUCACCCGAUACUCCAGCACCGAGACGGUGGAGGGAACAAGAGACCCACUGUUUCUGACUGGUGUCAUAUUCCCAUCCGAGUACCCCAUCUUUGAGGAGACCACCAUAAAACUAGCCAUGUAUGAUGUGAAGGACCCAUCUUUCUGCUGCCUCCAAGAAUCCCAAUACUAUACUGGAGAGGAGUGA